This is a messenger RNA of Moneuplotes crassus, 615 nucleotides long. NCBI's taxonomy places the organism in Eukaryota, Ciliophora, Spirotrichea, Euplotida, Euplotidae. The record is from the annotation of a GenBank genome assembly.
UAUUAUUGUGUUUGCUAUUAUUAAUUUAAUAAAAGAUGGUCACUAAGACAGAGCUGUGCCACUUCUCCGAAUACAAAGUUUACCCAGGAAGAGGCCAUAGAUUCGUAAGAAAGGAUGGAAGAACCUUCUUCUUCCUCUCGAGAAAGACCAGGUCUCUCCACUUCCAGAAAGUUAAAACUUCCGACUUGACCUGGACUCCUAUGUGGAGAAGGAAGAAUAGAAAGGGAGCCUACGCCAAGGCCGCCAGAGUCAGAACCAAGAGAACCACCAGAAAGAUGAAGGCCGUCGUCGGAAUGUCUCUUGCUGAAAUCAACAGAAUCAGAAACCAAGGAACUAAAGAAAGAGAUGAAAUGAGAACCAAGAUCAAGGAAGAGCAAAAGAAGAAGAAGGCCAAGCAAAUUGAGCAAAGAAAAGCUGCCCAGAAGGGUAAGAAGGGCAAGAAGGAUAAGGCCCAGUUUGGCAAACAACAAAAGCAAGGAAAGGUUAGAAGAGCCGGCUUCUAAUUCAAUGCUGAUAAUAAUCCUCUGAUCAACCAUGACAUCCAUUUAGGUUAGAUAUCAGGCAUCAAUUGCUGCUGGCUCGAGUUGAUUCUAUCAACUUAUAAUUACAAAUUGG